Anopheles marshallii is the source of this 606-nucleotide messenger RNA. RefSeq names its product ras-related protein Ral-a (gene Rala). The record is from RefSeq and is a predicted model, not a curated record. The transcript has 4 exons. Gene Ontology annotation, molecular function: GTP binding; GDP binding; GTPase activity. Bases 1 to 606 code for a protein of 201 amino acids. Gene Ontology annotation, cellular component: plasma membrane. Gene Ontology annotation, biological process: Ras protein signal transduction. NCBI's taxonomy places the organism in Eukaryota, Metazoa, Arthropoda, Insecta, Diptera, Culicidae.
AUGUCGAAAAAACCGACGACGGGCCCGGCCCUGCAUAAGGUCAUCAUGGUGGGCAGCGGCGGUGUGGGCAAAUCCGCCCUAACGCUACAGUUCAUGUACGACGAGUUCGUGGAGGACUACGAGCCAACGAAAGCGGACAGCUACCGCAAAAAGGUGGUACUGGAUGGUGAGGAGGUCCAAAUCGAUAUCCUCGAUACGGCGGGCCAGGAAGACUAUGCCGCAAUCCGGGACAAUUAUUUCCGCAGUGGAGAAGGCUUCCUGUGUGUGUUUUCCAUCACGGAAGACGACAGUUUUCAGGCGACUCAGGAAUUCCGGGAACAAAUAUUACGUGUGAAGAACGAUGAAAAUAUUCCAUUUCUGCUGGUGGGCAAUAAAUGCGAUUUGAAUGACAAACGGAAGGUACCGUUAUCGGAGUGUCAAUCCCGUGCCCAACAGUGGGGUGUGCCAUACGUUGAAACAUCGGCUAAAACACGCGAAAAUGUGGACAAGGUAUUCUACGAUCUGAUGCGUCAGAUACGGUCGCGCAAGACGGAAGAUUCCAAGACAACAAACGGUCGCGUUAAAGACAAAUCCAAGCGGCGAAAAAUCAAAUGCAUGCCAUUAUAG